UCUGUAAUUUCCAAUUAUUUUGGUCAUGUAUAUCAUUCAUCUAAUUUUUAUGCUGAUAUUUCUGAAAACUGUAGUGGCUGUCAUACCUCAUGGAGUCACAAUUAAAGAGCCAAAAUGCUGGUAUGUUGCGAAUCCCGGACCCUGCGACAACUGGGUCAAAGUCUGGGGUUACGAUUACCUAACCAAUCGCUGCAUUUUCUUCUAUUAUGGCGGUUGCGGCGGUAAUCCGAAUCGUUUCUAUACGAAAGAGGAGUGUCUAAAAACCUGCCUGGUACACAAACCCCCAAAGCGGAUGAAAAGGGAAGAUGAUGAGGAGGAAGAGGAGGAUGAGGACUAUGAGGAGGACAUUGACAAUUGGGACAAAUGGGAUAACGCCUAUGAGCUAUAA
Messenger RNA from Drosophila takahashii, 388 nucleotides. RefSeq names its product kunitz serine protease inhibitor Pr-mulgin 1. Lineage: Eukaryota; Metazoa; Arthropoda; Insecta; Diptera; Drosophilidae. The record is from RefSeq and is a predicted model, not a curated record. Gene Ontology annotation, molecular function: serine-type endopeptidase inhibitor activity.